This is a messenger RNA of Cinara cedri, 1414 nucleotides long. NCBI's taxonomy places the organism in Eukaryota, Metazoa, Arthropoda, Insecta, Hemiptera, Aphididae. The record is from the annotation of a GenBank genome assembly.
AUGGUACUCAAAGAAAAUAAUACAAUUUGGAUCAACGACAUAUGUAAGAAUGCAAUAAUCGAAGGGAACGAACUGAGGAAAAAAGCACUACAAAAUCCAUCAGAUAAAAGUGUAAGAAAAUAUGAAGAACAGAGAAAAUUGACCAAUAAAACGUUAAGGAGAGAGAAACAUCUACACGAAAAGAAGAAAAUAGGGGAAAUAGAAAUUAAUAGAUACAAUGCAAAAAAGUUAUAUGAAAUAGGAAGAAAAAGUUGGUUUUAAGCCGUAAACAAGGAACUAUGAUCACAGAAGAGAAACAAAUCAUAAAUAAUUUCUAGGAGCAUUUCGAAGACCUCCUGAAUUUAUCCACAGUAGAACAUGAUUUAGAUUCAGAUAUAGACUGCUAAACAGCAGAAAUAGAUAUAGAGACACCCAAAUAUGAAGAAAUUAAGAAUCUAAUUAGGAAGCUUAAAAAUAACAAAGACCCAAGAGAGAACAGCAUAGUGGAGGAAUUACUUAAAAAAGGUGCUACAGUAUUGGUGAGCAAAACUAGAUUAAAACUUAUUAAGACAAUAUGGAAAACUGAGACUAUUCCAGAAGAAUGGAAAAUUGAAAUUGCAUGUCCAAUAUUUAAAAAGGGAAAUUCCAAUAAAACAGAGAAUUAUAGAGGAAUCUCAUUACUGGAUACAUGUUAUAAAAUUUGACAUCACUGAUAUUAGAAAGAAUAAACUCGUAUGUCGAAGAAAUAGUUUGAAAUUACCAAUGUGGAUUUAGAACAGGAAAAUCCACAACAGACCAUGUCUUCGCACUAAGUUAAAUAAUGUCAAAAUAUUACGAAUUCGGAAAGGACCUACAUCUAUUUUUUGUAGAUUUUAAGCAGGCGUAUGAUAGUGUAGACAGAGAAGAGCUUUGGAAGGCACUGGCAAUUUUAGGAAUACCCAAAAAAUAUGUGAACCUAAUAAAAACAUGCUAUGGAAAAACAUUAUGCAGAGUGCGUUAUUUGCAAGGCAUCUCAGAUCCUUUAGAAGUUAAAUCCGGCCUAAAACAAGGGGACGCCUUAUCACCAGCAUUAUUUAAUUUUGCUCUCGAAAAAAUAAUAAGAGACAUAAACGACGACCGAAGGAUGGAGAUAAGCAAUGAACAAGUUAUGUUAGCUUAUGCAGAUGACAUUAUGGUAAUGGGUGAAACCAAAGAAGAAGUCAUCAACUCAACAUUCGAGCUCAUGAAUGCAAGUAAAGGAAUGGGAUUGCAUGUAUACGAGGAGAAAAUUAAGUACAUGUUUUUUUUGAGAAGACCGCCAAAUAUAGAUUCCAUACAAGUUGCUAAUUAUAAAUUUGGAAAAGUCGAUAAUUUCAAGUACUUAGGUGUGAACAUCAACUACAAAAAUGAUAUGCAUAUAGAAAUAAACGAUCGGAUCUCUAGUAGAAAUAGAUGA